CUGUUGGAAGUUACAACUCGAGGAAGAUUUAGUACCCUUUGACAUUAUCAUGUGAUUUUUCAUAGAAAAGGGUUUUUUGUGCAUAAAGGAGUUUGUUUUAUCAAAGGGGAAAAGAAUCUAGUUUGGAUAAUUUAUACUUGUAAUUUUCAUGCAUGUUAUUUUGUAGUCAUAAUUUAUGAUGUGACGCAAAUAUCCAAUCCCUUUGGUUCUACUCACGUGAUUGAUUCCUAAACAUAAUACAUGACAAUAUAAGUUCCGAUUCAAAUAACUUGCUCCAUGGCUAAAGAUAGUUUCUAAUGGUCUAUCUAUUCUAUACCGAUAAUUGGAAUGCUAUAUAUGUAUUUUGUAAUUCUCUUUGAGAAAAACCCUUGAACUAGAAGAGUUACUUGAUUUGAUCAAUGGCUACUGUGGGAGUAGAAGUGAAGCACGCACACAGUGCACUGGAGGAUAAUUGCUCUGCCAAACCCACCAAACCAGGUGAGGGUCUCCGCCAGUACUACUUGCAGGAGAUCCAUGAUCUACUGCUCCAGCUUCGCCAAAAGACACAUAACCUCAACCGUCUCAAGGCUCUACGGAAUGAUCUAAAUUCUAAGGUGAGGAUGCUCCGAGAAGAACUGCAGCUUCUCCAGGAGCCUGGUUCAUAUGUUGGUGAAGUUGUCAAAGUUAUGGGCAAGAGCAAAGUAUUGGUCAAGGUUCAUCCGGAAGGGAAAUAUGUUGUUGAUAUUGAUAAAAAUAUUGACUUUACGAAGCUUACUCCUUCGACUAGAGUUGCUCUCCGCAAUGACAGUUAUGUGCUUCAUUUUGUUCUGCCAAGCAAAGUUGAUCCGUUGGUCAAUCUGAUGAAAGUUGAGAAAGUUCCUGAUUCUACGUAUGACAUGAUUGGUGGUUUAGAUCAGCAAAUCAAAGAAAUGAAAGAAGUCAUUGAGCUACCGAUUAAACACCCUGAGCUGUUUGAAAGUCUUGGAAUAGCUCAACCAAAGGGUGUCUUGCUCUACGGGCCACCUGGUACAGGAAAAACUUUGCUGGCUAGGGCAGUUGCACAUCAUACCGAUUGUACAUUCAUCAGGGUGUCUGGUUCUGAAUUAGUUCAGAAAUACAUUGGAGAAGGUUCUAGAAUGGUCAGGGAACUUUUUGUUAUGGCCAGGGAGCAUGCUCCAUCAAUUAUCUUCAUGGACGAAAUUGACAGUAUUGGAUCCGCCCGGAUGGAAUCCGGAAGUGGCAAUGGCGAUAGUGAAGUGCAGCGCACUAUGCUGGAACUUCUCAACCAGUUGGAUGGUUUUGAAGCUUCAAAUAAAAUCAAGGUUUUGAUGGCUACAAAUCGGAUUGAUAUCCUGGACCAAGCACUCCUAAGACCUGGACGGAUUGACCGGAAGAUUGAAUUUCCAAACCCUAAUGAAGAGUCUCGCCUCGAUAUUGUGAAAAUCCAUUCAAGAAGAAUGAAUUUAAUGCGAGGGAUUGAUUUGAAGAAGAUUGCUGAGAAGAUGAAUGGAGCAUCUGGUGCCGAGCUUAAGGCGGUGUGCACCGAAGCUGGGAUGUUUGCUUUGAGGGAGAGAAGGGUACAUGUGGCACAAGAAGAUUUUGAGAUGGCUGUGGCCAAGGUGAUGAAAAAGGAAACCGAGAAAAAUAUGUCACUGAGGAAGUUGUGGAAAUGAUUUCUAUUUAUGUAUCUGCUCUGGUUAAUUUAUAUUCUUGCUUAUUUUGGCCUAGUUAUGUACCAAAUCAUGAUUUAGAAAAAGAAAAAAAAAAGUACCAAAUCAUGAUUUAGUAAAAAAAAAAAGUACCAACUACCAAAUCAUUAUGAUUCUUUCCAAUUUGAUUGUACUUUUUAUCA
Molecule: messenger RNA, 1831 nt
Organism: Trifolium pratense (red clover)
Lineage: Eukaryota; Viridiplantae; Streptophyta; Magnoliopsida; Fabales; Fabaceae
Product: 26S proteasome regulatory subunit 8 homolog A-like
Exons: 10
Coding region: 399-1652 (417 amino acids)
Biological process (GO): proteasome-mediated ubiquitin-dependent protein catabolic process
Cellular component (GO): proteasome regulatory particle, base subcomplex
Molecular function (GO): ATP hydrolysis activity; proteasome-activating activity; ATP binding
Source: RefSeq, a predicted model, not a curated record